Messenger RNA from Diabrotica virgifera virgifera (western corn rootworm), 1725 nucleotides. RefSeq lists its product as uncharacterized. The record is from RefSeq and is a predicted model, not a curated record. Lineage: Eukaryota; Metazoa; Arthropoda; Insecta; Coleoptera; Chrysomelidae. Bases 1 to 1725 code for a protein of 574 amino acids. The transcript has a single exon.
AUGUUGGAAGAGACUCACAAGUGCUUAUUAACAAGACAAGCCCACACAUCCUCAUUUGCUCCACAGCAUCCGUCCAUGAGAUGGCAUGGUAAAUUAUUACAUUGUAUCAGAAAAUGGUUGACGUUAAACGAAAAUGAUAUAAGAUGCCGCAACUUCUUGAAAACUGGAUCAGCCUUAAGAGCAGAACAAAGAAAGCAUUCCAGGGGCAAGUAUUGGUAUAUCAUUCAUCCGUUCAGUAUAUUGAGCCUGAUUGUAGAAAUUGUAUUUCUCGUUACUAUACUGCACAGAAUGACCUUUUCGAUAACUAUUAUAAUAUAUCCGAAAUGGUAUGAAAGCUCAGCGAAGCUCAGAGACAUCCUUCAUGGAAUCUGCAUGGUUACCUUCUUUUUUACUGGCUACGUAGAUAGAAAAACCAAACAUAUAUUUAUAAAAACUUCUCAAACUCUCAAGCACUAUCUACUCACUUAUUUUUUAGUUGACUUAUUUCUGAUGUUUGAAGAUAACAGUGAUGCUAUGAUACAUAAUUUGCUACACUUAAUGCAGGUAGAUAAGAAGCAUCAUCAUCAGGCAAGACAAUUAUUUGCUAUGCCUAUAAAUAUGCUGGCUUUCAUUUGUUAUUACAUUCGUUUACUCAGUUGUAUGCCCAUCAUUACUAAUAUUUUUCUCAGCUUUGGUUGUGGAAGACUAGCAAUAUUUGUAGUAGCGAAUCUAGCGAUCUGCAUAUAUAUUUUAAAUACUUUCACGUUUCUUGUAUAUGAUAUACCCGUUAACAUAUAUACUGGAAAUAAUUCCUAUUUUCCUAAUGAUUCUUGGAUCAGUCUACGGAAUCAAAGUUUUCAUGUGUACACUCUGGAUACCUAUAUGGAAAGUCUUCUUCUGGUGAUUUGUUAUUUUUUCGGAUCUUACCACUACGAUGUUAUAAAACAGCCUUGCGAGCAACUGAUGAUGUUUUUGAUUACAUUUCUCGGUAGAGCAUACGUUUUGGUUAUCAUUGGAAGGAUUCUAGCAAAGUUCGGAGUAAGCGACAGAGCAGAGAUAGAAUACGAAAAUAUGUGGAUUCAGCUGCAGAGUUUCAUGCAUUCCCUGGAUGUUCCCUUAUACCUUCAAAAUCAAAUUGGCGAAAAGUUUGAGUAUAAUUACCAAAAAAAAUUUUUCAAUACUCAACAAAUGAUAAAAGUACUCACAAGCCAUUUGAAGACAGAACUAUUUCUUUUUGGAUCUAAAAAACUAAUAAGUAUGAAUGCUUUUUUAAAACUUCUUACAUCUCAAGAAUUAGGAGCUCUGUUCUCCCGAAUGAAGUCGACUGUGUACAGUUCUAAUGAAAUUGUAUUAGGCAACUACCGGGCUUCCAAUAACUUAUUUUUUGUACUUUCUGGUACUGUAGCUAUUUUCGUUGGUGAGACAGAGGCCUUCCACCUCCAAGAUGGUGAUAUGUUUGGUCUGCAUUCCCUUUUCAUGGACGACCAGAAUGCAUAUGACUUUCCUAUUUUUGUCCUAACGUUAGAGCCUACCGAAAUAUACUAUGUGAACAAAAGAUGGAUAGUAACCCUCAUGGAAUCCAAGGGUGAUGUGUACAGGUACUUGCAUAGUCUUUAUCUCGAGAGAAUGAAAAUUACCACGGAUGCAGCCUUGCGGAAAAGAAGAACGGGACAAGACGUUAGAAAUCUUCUUAAAACUGGUUCAGUUCUUGAAAGACGAAGAAAGAGGACUGUAAAUAUCGACUAG